AUGGGCUAUCUAAAGGAAAAAGUCAUUUACGACAUGGUCAGCGACACGGCUACCAAGCCUACAGACGAAAUGUUUGAAAUCAUGAAACAAGCUACUCGAGAAGACGAUGUCUAUCAUGAAGACGACAGUGUCAUCGCCCUGGAACGCUAUGUCAGUGAACUGACAGGUCAUGAAGAUGGUCUGUUCUGCGCAUCUGGUACUAUGACCAAUCAAUUGUGCCUUCGAGCACACUUGACCCAACCUCCUCAUUCCGUACUCUUGGAUGCUCGCUCGCAUGUCUACAUUCAUGAAUGUGGCGGUCUUGCUUAUCAUUCUCAGGCCAACGUUACCCCCGUGCAUGCCAAGAAUGGUCUCUACAUGACAGCUGAAGAAGUAUCCGACAAUAUAUUGGGAGAGGAUAUCCAUAACUCCCCCACUCGUGUCAUCUCCAUCGAAAACACACUCAACGGUCUGAUUAUGCCUAUUGACGAAAUUGCAAAAAUUAGUGUCCUGGCUCGAAGCCGCGGUAUCAAAAUGCAUGUAGACGGAGCUAGACUUUGGAAUGCGUCCCAGGAAACCGGAGUCUCUCUCAAGGAAUAUGGACAGCACUUUGAUUCCAUGUCUCUUUGUUUGUCAAAGGGCAUUGGUGCUCCUAUUGGCUCCAUUUUGGUGGGCUCGCGCGCUUUUGUCGCCAAGUGCCGUCAUUUGCGUAAACUGUUCGGUGGUGGUUGGCGUCAGGCGGGUUCUCUCGCCGCCGUUGCUCACUGGUGCAUUGAGAACAUCAUGCCAUCCAUGCCCCAUACCCACCAACAGGCAAAGCGUUUGGCCAUGUCGUUGGAGUCCUUUGGUUGCUCUCUUGUCUAUCCUUGCAUGACCAACCAGAUCUGGCUCGAUACCACCGCAACCGGUGUGUCCACCAAGCUACUCAGUGAAGCAUUGGCUGUACACGGCAUCAAAAUUUCCGCUGGAAAUGGUUGUACCUCUCGUAUUGUUCUUCACCAUCAAAUCACAGACGAGGCCAUUGACCAGUUCAUCACCACCGCUGCUGCCUUAUUUAAAAAAUACGAGGGCUCCAGGCCUCUGGCUAUCACCGGCUCGUUCAACAUCACAGCCUAUGCCACUCCUGCUAAAUAG
Messenger RNA from Umbelopsis ramanniana AG, 1113 nucleotides. RefSeq lists its product as uncharacterized. The record is from RefSeq and is a predicted model, not a curated record. Gene Ontology annotation, molecular function: L-allo-threonine aldolase activity. Bases 1 to 1113 code for a protein of 370 amino acids. The transcript is spliced from 2 exons. NCBI's taxonomy places the organism in Eukaryota, Fungi, Mucoromycota, Umbelopsidomycetes, Umbelopsidales, Umbelopsidaceae. Gene Ontology annotation, biological process: glycine biosynthetic process; L-threonine catabolic process. Gene Ontology annotation, cellular component: cytosol.